CAUUCAGCUCAAGCUCCGAUUUCGUUCCACAAUCAGCUGAUAUAUUUAACAGGUAUUUGGCGGAAUCGCCCAAGAUUUCUUGCGAGAAGAAAGUGUACCGUGUCGUGGUAUUCCGCCGAUGGGAUUUUACCUGUAGGAACUAAUUCUGCACUUCGAUUCCGUGAUUCGUUGGCUAAUUAAUAUAGCGGCGAAUUUGACAAAUCCAAUACAGAAUCAUUAACAACGAAUCCGCUGAUUCUCUUCCGGAAGCCACCAGACUAUUUAGUCUCGCAUGUAUGGCCAAUAACUUUAAGUUAUUUUAUAGAUAUCCAAAACCAAUCAUGGUGGAGUACAUACAAAAUGUUGUGGGUAAUUGCUUGUAGACCGUAAAUUUUAGGUUAUUAACUUAUAAACAUAGAUUCGGAGCUAGAAGCACACAAAUCCCAAAAAUUUAUGGAAAGAGAACAAUCAGUAGACUAGAUGGCCAACCCCCUGCACCGCCCUCGGUUGGAUUCGAAAGUAUGGAUGGAAAUCCCAUUGUAGGAGUGGGACCCAUGAAUCAAGUUCAAAAUAUCGCACUAUGGUUACGCAACUCGUAUAAGCAGCGCGCAUACCAAAUCAGAGAUGCACUGAUUGCUCAUGGAAAUCUAGAAAGUAGUUUUCCAGUCGCAUACUGGCCACCAUCACUGCCACCUGAUGACUAUGAGGAUGACGACGAUGAAGGGGAGGACGAGGAAGACGAAGAUAACGAAGAAGUACCUUUUUGCCUACGCUAUGAUGAGAUCAAAAACUAUUUAAUCAAUCAAAAGAGAGAAUUGGCUAUUGAUACGAUGAAAUUCAGAAUGCCAGAACAUACCCUCCAUCAGUACAUACGUAGAAACGGCGGAAUAAAUUUAAGCGCAGAAGAAUGGAGGGAAUUUCUCUUAACCUGUACCGAGCGCAUGGAAUUAUUUCAGUAAGAUCCCCACAAUUAUGUGCCAUAACAUAUAUGACUAACAAAGUAGAAUUCGUGAGAAGAACGGAAAAUUGCCUACUCCAUACCAUGCGAUUCUCCGAAUACUUAGUAACGGAUGGUCCACGAACUUAGCAACUCCAGAUACCCAGGUGCAAGUGAAUAUAUCAGGAGAACAAGCAGAGUCUUUCUUCAAUGCCAGUAUGAUUUAUUUAACCGAUAGAAAAGAACCUUGGUACAGACUAGAUUUUUGGGACGCCGAUGUGGAGAUUUUUCGAACUUUGUGUAACAAUUGGUUGGUGGAUAAUAAUCGUGGUAAUCCUCUUUCAAGGGAUGUUUUCGAAGCAUGUAUACGAGCCGGGGUGCAGCCUCGAUUUGUGUAAGUUUUGGAUAGUCUGUUUUUAUACGUAGCUUGCUGAUAAUUGUAGCCUCGGUCCUAAAGGUAUUGUUCGAAAAUUGCCUGGACCACCUAAAAAAACGACGGCAUCCAGAAAAAGGCGGGCGAAAGGCCCUCAACCCGGUCCUCCAUCAAAGCAUCGGAGUCAAAAUCGUCCUACUUAAAUGAUUUGAUUUUGUAUAAAUGGCAUUCGUUCUCCAUCAGCAUAACUUUAACUUUGUUGCGCCAGGGGACUUUCUACUGACCAUCCUCAUGAGAAUGGUAUCCACGAGGAAACAAGUGAAUUUUGUUUGACAAUAUCAUAUACAUCCUGCUGCCUGGGUUCAAGGCGUGCGAAA
Molecule: messenger RNA, 1666 nt
Organism: Sclerotinia trifoliorum
Lineage: Eukaryota; Fungi; Ascomycota; Leotiomycetes; Helotiales; Sclerotiniaceae
Source: the annotation of a GenBank genome assembly